UCCGAAGCGUGGGCGCCACCCUGGCCCAGCGCAGGCCUGGCCGGUGGCCUCGGCGCGGGAGGGUGCCGCCCGCGCCGCCGGCGCGCCGCGGCCGCGCCGGGGCGCGGUCGGGAUCCCGGCACGAGGCCGGCGGGAGGCCUCCUUCCACAUGCACCGCAGCCGCGCCUGGGACCUGCCGCGGUGUGCACCCGGCGGCGCGCCCCGCGGGGGAGGCGAAGACCCGCCGUCGCUCGGGCGUCCACUUGCCGUGCACGCGUCGGCGUCGUGCGUGUCUGUGCUCGUGCGAUGGCCUUCGGCGGUCCUCGCCGAGGGAGAGGUGCACACGCCCGAGCCCUGCCCCCUCUCCCUGCCCCCCUCGGCGCGCCGCCGAAGCACGCCUUCGUGGCCAGACAGGUCAGGUCAGAAGCCUUGCGCCAGACGGAGCGCGAGCAAGGUGAAACAAGACGAUUGCGCCUGCGUUCCAAAGCAGGAUCUGUAAAGCAUGUCCAGCUAAUGUGCACCAAAGGAGGAGGAGAAGGAGGAGGAGGAGGAGGAGGAGGAGGAGGGGGAAGCUAACACCAAACGGUGCGCAAACAGAAAGCACGCAGUGGACACACGACCGGUCAGUCGCCUUGCUUUCACAGCCGACUCCCACUCCGGGGCCAAAGCUGGCGCUGGCCGAGCGCGGCGGCGGUGUGUGGCCGCCUGCUGCGGAGCGGGCGCGCCGGCUGGGGAUCCGAGGAGCCUUCCCAGCCUGCGCCGAGGCCUAAGGGACGGCACAUGGGGCCUACUGUAACUAUGGCGGCAGCGCGCCAGGAAGCCCUCGGACGACAAAAAAAAUAGCUGGAGGGCCGAACAGCAGUUCAUUCACUUGAAGGCUGAGCAAGGACAGAAUGCGCCGCGUUGGGGACUCGUGUGCCCACUGGGAGUACAAGCCGUGCGGCCAUUGGCACUGAUCGAAAUGCGGCGGCAUCUACUGCGAUGGCCCUGCUGGUGCGCAGCAUGCCGGAUGGCAUAAGCCGCUGGCGCAGGUACGUAGUACGGCUGAGCUCCCCAAAUCCUCCCCACCAAAUCUCCCCUCUCGAACUCCACGUUGGUGGCGCCCGCCGUGCAAGUCACACUGGCCCAGCACGCCAUCGAGCCUGAACAGGUGCAAGAGGAGUCCACCCCGAAAUUGGACAUGGCUGCCAAUUUGGGGCGGACUCGAUCCAGCCGCGUGUAUGGAACGCGCUGGGUGAGUGUGGUUGAGAGCACGGCGAGUGCUGUCCGCAGCGUGAGCGCCGUUCCGUCGAAGACCAGUGGGAAUUCUUGUGGCACACGCGGCAGCGAGAGCACACAUCUUGUUGACACA
Prorocentrum cordatum is the source of this 1330-nucleotide messenger RNA. The record is from the annotation of a GenBank genome assembly. NCBI's taxonomy places the organism in Eukaryota, Dinophyceae, Prorocentrales, Prorocentraceae.